Messenger RNA from Sorghum bicolor (sorghum), 495 nucleotides. RefSeq lists its product as uncharacterized. NCBI's taxonomy places the organism in Eukaryota, Viridiplantae, Streptophyta, Magnoliopsida, Poales, Poaceae. The coding region runs from base 1 to 495 and encodes 164 amino acids. The record is from RefSeq and is a predicted model, not a curated record. The transcript has a single exon.
AUGCCUGUCAACACCAGGAGCAACUCCAAUGGAGGAAACAAUGGUCAAUCCAACAACAACAACAACAACAACAAUGGUCAUAGCGGGACCAAUGCCAACCCUCCACCUAUGAAUCAGCCCAUGACCAUUGAGCAGUUGCUGACUAUGCAAACUCAGCUGAUGCAAGGAAUGGCCCAUAUUAUGAACAACAUGCAGCAGAACCAGAAUCAGAAUCAGCAUCAGAACCAGAACCAGAACCAAGGAGGUAACAACACGUUUGCCCCACCUAGGGACAAACGUGGGGAGUUCAUGAAGGGAUGCCAACCGUUCUUCUCUCACUCAGCUGACCCUAUGCAAGCUGAGGACUGGCUUAAAGCUGUGGAGAAACAGCUGGUCAUUGCUCAGUGCAAUGACAGAGAGAAGGUUCUGUAUGGCUCUGGACAGCUUCAAGGAGCUGCACAGGACUGGUGGGACUCUUACUGCUUCGCGCAUCGAGACCCAGAUACUAUCACUUGA